GUGCCUCGCGUCUGGGAGCUCUGAAGUGGUUGGAUUGAGGGUAAAGUGGGGCAAGAUGGCUGCGCACCUCUCCUAUGGGCGAGUGAACCUGAACGUGCUGCGCGAGGCGGUGCGUCGCGAGCUACGCGAGUUCCUGGACAAGUGCGCGGGAAGCAAGGCAAUAGUUUGGGAUGAGUAUCUCACAGGACCAUUUGGCCUGAUUGCACAGUAUUCACUACUGAAGGAACAUGAAGUAGAAAAAAUGUUCACACUUAAAGGAAGUCGUUUACCAGCAGCUGAUGUCAAGAAUAUUAUUUUUUUUGUCAGACCCAGGCUAGAAUUGAUGGAUAUAAUUGCUGAAAAUGUGCUCAGUGAAGACAGACAUGGCCCAGCAAGAGAUUUCCACAUUUUGUUUGUGCCACGACGUAGUUUAUUGUGCGAACAGCGGUUGAAGGAUCUGGGUGUUUUGGGAUCCUUUAUCCAUAGAGAGGAGUACAGCCUAGACCUCAUUCCAUUUGAUGGGGACCUUUUAUCCAUGGAAUCAGAGGGUGCCUUCAAAGAGUGCUACCUGGAGAGCGACCAGACGAGCCUCUAUCACGCAGCCAAGGGGCUCAUGACCCUGCAGGCCCUGUACGGGACGAUCCCACAGAUCUUUGGGAAAGGAGACUGCGCCCGGCAAGUGGCCAAUAUGAUGAUCAGGAUGAAGAGAGAGUUCACAGGAAGCCAAAAUUCAAUAUUUCCGGUGUUUGAUAAUCUGUUGUUGCUUGAUCGAAACGUGGAUUUAUUAACUCCUCUUGCCACUCAGCUUACGUACGAAGGACUCAUCGAUGAAAUUUAUGGCAUUCAAAACAGUUAUGUGAAAUUACCCCCAGAGAAAUUUGCACCUAAAAAGCAGGGUGAUGGUGGUAAGGAUCUUCCCACAGAAGCAAAGAAGCUUCAGCUGAACUCUGCAGAGGAGCUGUAUGCUGAGAUCCGAGAUAAAAACUUCAAUGCGGUGGGCUCUGUGCUUAGCAAGAAAGCAAAGGUGAUCUCUGCAGCAUUUGAGGAAAGGCACAACGCUAAGACAGUUGGGGAGAUCAAGCAGUUUGUUUCUCAGUUGCCCCACAUGCAGGCAGCAAGAGGCUCACUUGCAAACCAUACCUCGAUUGCAGAGUUAAUCAAAGAUGUUACUACUUCUGAAGACUUCUUUGAUAAAUUAACAGUGGAGCAGGAGUUUAUGUCUGGAAUAGACACUGAUAAGGUCAACAGUUACAUUGAGGAUUGUAUCGCCCAAAAGCAUCCUCUCAUCAAGGUGUUAAGACUAGUUUGCCUCCAAUCUGUGUGUAAUAGUGGACUCAAACAGAAAGUCUUGGAUUAUUACAAAAGAGAAAUUCUCCAGACCUAUGGCUAUGAGCACAUACUGACCUUAUCCAACCUAGAGAAGGCUGGCCUCCUGAAACCACAGGCAGGGGGCAGAAACAAUUACCCAACAAUCCGGAAAACAUUACGCCUCUGGAUGGAUGAUGUAAACGAACAAAAUCCCACGGACAUAUCCUAUGUGUACAGUGGUUAUGCACCUCUAAGCGUGCGGCUUGCCCAGCUGCUUUCCCGGCCUGGCUGGCGAAGCAUCGAGGAAGUUCUCCGCAUACUCCCCGGGCCCCACUUCGAAGAGCGACAGCCACUGCCCACGGGACUGCAGAAGAAGCGUCAGCCUGGAGAAAACCGAGUCGCUCUGAUAUUUUUCCUCGGGGGCGUAACUUUUGCCGAAAUUGCUGCGCUGCGGUUUCUCUCGCAGUUGGAAGAUGGAGGUACAGAAUAUGUAAUUGCCACCACUAAACUCAUGAAUGGGACCAGCUGGAUAGAGUCUCUAAUGGAAAAACCUUUCUAGGGCAUUCAGUGUAGACUUAACCACUGAACUGCAGAAUAAACUGCCCCUUUGAAGAAGUUACUGAAGGAAGUGAAACCCCACAGAAGAAAAACACAGGAAUACAGAAUUUCCUUUGGGGUCAAUUCUGAGUUGAUACUGUUUUCUCCUUUCUGCUUCUCUUUUGUGAAACUAAUUUCUCGAAGAAAGAAUGGAAGAUCGACCCGGGCAAAAGAAAGGGCAGUUUUUAAUGUUCUGAGCUCCAGAUCGUCAUUAGAGACCUGGAACCUGUUAAGGGCGGCAGACAUGGAUAAUCUAUGCAGGCGCACAAAACGGGGCCAGUUCUUGAGGAGGAAGGACCAAGGAGGCACAAGUGAAAAGAAAAGUGUGAAGCCCCACCCCUGAUCAAUAGUGCUGUGUUUCCGGAAGCCGUGGGUAAGCGUUGGGGGCUAGGGCUGCCGUUAGCACUGAGUCAAGAUUUCGUUUUCCUGCACAGUAUGGUACAUUAUAUUUAGUGUCUCUGGUUUCUGCCAUAUCUUAAGCAUUAAGGCAAGUUUUAAUUCCUCUGCUUCUUUAAAGCAAGAAGUUUGAAGCCACGUCUUUUCCCAAAACAAAGUUUAUCAUCUGUCUUAACAGCUGAAUCCAUGUGGGUCCCAUACUUAUCAAGGGCUUUUACAUUGAGGAACAUGAUAACUGGGGAAUAGCUUCUGGACAAUUUUCUUGGACACUUUUCAAAGAUACUUUCUUGGUGCACAUGUUACUCACUCCAAGACAUUGCAGUGCAUGUGGAUGCCUCCACUGAAGGCUCCGUUUUCUUCCCUGCCCAUGAUGGGCCCCACCGCCAGCUGGUCCACUGUGAGCAGUAGUGACUCUUGCCCCUUCAGACCUUGCAACUCCAACUCCACGGUGACUGCCACUUGUACUGCUCUGUAGUCUGAGGCCAGUCCAUAUUCAGCCUCUUGCAUUUGGUUUGCUUGAGAACACCCAGCUGUUUCAGUCCCUGGCCUGGUGACCUCGGCAUCCCCUAGUGCAGCUUGUUGGUGUCCUUGGAGUCCAGCAGUCACAGCUGUUUUUUCUACAGGAGACUGUUAGGCCAUGGGAGAGGGGACCAGGUGUGGUGGGGAAGUUGGAAGUCCAUGUGUUCCUUGCCUCCCUUCUGCUGCUCCACCCCAGCAUCUGGAGGAGUUAAGGCCAAGAAAGUGGCCAAAUUGAUGUCUGCACAGCCCUUACCCAAGUCUCCAGCAGAAUUAGCUGGUCCCCCCUCUUUGCUGGGGUGUCAGCAUCCCUCCCCAGGUCUGGUUUUGGUUGCUAAUUAGUAACCAUACAUGUUUUGUCUUGACUUGUCAUCAGUGAAAUUCUGUUGGGACAUUUCAUGUUAUGAGUAAAAAAAUUCUGUGUUUCAAAAAAAUGAUGGGUAGAAGAGGUAAUUUUUAAGAGAUUUGCUUCUCAUUGGUUUAAUUUGGCCUUGACAUCCAGUAUUUGGAAGUAGUCUUAAAAAAGCUAUCAUGUUUUAGAAAAUGCUUUCUUAGACACUUGUUUUCCCAGGGAGAUCCCAGGAGAGAAGUUUAUACCUCCCAGCCCCAGCAGCUGUCAGCCUCAGCUGCCUUAGAGAAUGAAAACCAAGUUAUCCCUCAAUGUUUUUGGCUCAUGGGAUUCAAUUCAAGUCCAGUCAAGUUUCCUUGGCUGAGGUUUUUGUCUUAUGAAUAGAUACUCAGUUGUGUCUCAUGUGUCUAUAUUCACUCAUGACUCUAUACUUGCUUGCUCAGAGCAUAGUUAGGUCAGCUCCUAAAAUGCAUUCUGCAGAAGACUGAGAAACAUCUAUUGUUUCAUUUGUAUGCAAAUAGAAAGUGGUGAAUAAUUAUAUAUUAUACUCCUAUGUAAGUCCAUUUAGUACUUGAAGCAGUCUUUGACUCAAAGAGGUAUGCUCUUACUGAGAAAGGGUAUGUGAAUGGUACAUUUAUUCUUGGAGAUCUUAGAGAGGGUGGAUUGCUUACAUCUUGUCUGGACUUUUGUUGGCUGGGUAGACAGUCCUGCUGUGCCAGCAGUCCCAUAAAGAAGUCUGCAAAUAAAGAAGUCUACAUAGAGACUAUAAACUUUUGAAUUUUAGCCACCAGAGAAAUAAGAAACUGUAGUUUAACUGUGGAGCAUGAAAGCAAUGGUUAAAAGGAGGAGGAUUAAAAACAGCACAUUUCAGUCUUGAAGAGAACUGGAAAGGGAGGCCUAUGUCACUUCCCGCUGGUACCGCCCUCACUGGGGACGGAGUGCGGCAGUCAUGACGUGCUGGUCUGUGUCUUGUCCUCGGUCGGAUGUUAAAGACUGGCCUGUCACCUGGAGGAAGUGUUUGUAUUCAGAAGAGUUGAAUUCAAGAAGAAAUGUUUUAAAUACCGAAAUGAACGGAGUGUCUAAAGCAGACAGCAAGAGGCACAGUGAUGAAAAUGACCAAGCACAGAACCACAGCCUCACACAGACUAGGAACUACUAAGGGAAUUUGUGAAUUUGUGAAUUAUACUUCGGCUGAUGUAUUUGUCCAGGCAUUUGUGGUUUAGUGACGACAUACUGUAGAAAAUAGAGAAUGCCUUUUUGUCAGCUGAUAAAUGGAGAAAAAGUCAGGAAUGUAAAAUUUCUCAUAUGCUCUUAUUUCUGAAUGAAUGCAUGUGAACUCCAAGCCA
Manis javanica (Malayan pangolin) is the source of this 4491-nucleotide messenger RNA. It is a transcript of the gene VPS33A, whose product is annotated as VPS33A core subunit of CORVET and HOPS complexes. Lineage: Eukaryota; Metazoa; Chordata; Mammalia; Pholidota; Manidae. Gene Ontology annotation, biological process: vesicle-mediated transport. The record is from RefSeq and is a predicted model, not a curated record.